This is a messenger RNA of Serinus canaria (Common canary), 1942 nucleotides long. RefSeq names its product pre-mRNA-splicing factor CWC22 homolog. The record is from RefSeq and is a predicted model, not a curated record. Lineage: Eukaryota; Metazoa; Chordata; Aves; Passeriformes; Fringillidae. The coding region runs from base 208 to 696 and encodes 162 amino acids. The transcript is spliced from 7 exons.
AGCGGCGGAGCGGGGCCGCGAUCCAUCCCCGUGCCCCCUGCUGCCGUGAGGGAGUGCAGGAAGCGGCGGAGCGGGGCCGCGAUCCAUCCCCGUGCCCGCGGCCGCCGUGAGGGAGGGCAGGAAGCGGCGGCGGGCGGCCCCAGCCCUUCCGGGGCGCGGGAGGCCCAGGGGCGGCGGAGCCGGGGCGGCCGCGGCUGCAGCGCGGAUAUGGAUAACAGGAAGGAUGAGAAAAGCAGGACGCUGUGUGCAACCUCAGAAGAAGGGCUGAAGGCCCGAGGAAAAGAGAAAAGGAAACGAAAGCGCAGCAGAAGCAGAUCCUCAUCUGUUUCAUCCACAUCGUCUUCUAGCAGUACAUCCACUUCUUCCUCCUCAUCACGUUCAUCAACAAGGUCAUCUUCUUCCAGUAGUAGUAGAGAUUCUCCUAAGUCUAAGUCAAAGAAAAAGAAAAAAGAAAAACACAACAAAAAGAAAAGGAAAAAGGAGAACAAGAUGAAGAAAAAGAAAGAGAAGAAGAAAAGGAAAGAGAAAACAGGACCUGUCCAGCUUUCCAAGUUCUUCAAAAACAAAAAGAAGAAUGAGAACUACAGCAUGAUAACUGGAAAGAAAAUUAAGAUGAAAAUAAAGAAGACUAAGGAAGAUAUAGAGAGAGACCGGAACCGUGCCCAGCUCCUGGAAUUUCUGAACUCUGCCUUGUAACGGGAAGAGUCCUCACCAAGGACUAGCAGAUGUACCAAGCCAACCAUCAUCCUAGCAGAACACUAAAGAGAAACUCAGGGAAAAGGACACCAAGUUGGACAAGACCAGACCCUCCUACUGAGAAGAAAAUUGGAAUGUCCUUUCUUAAUGGCAAAACACAGAGUAGCUGAUAACUUGUUAAGGGAGAUCCAUGUCCUCCUUUUGAGAUCCUAAGGUAAUAGCCAGGCUGUGGUGUUUCAGAAAAGCCCAAGUGUGUGUGUUGUUCACAAUGAUAGGAAAUGACACACUGAAGUCCAGCAAUGUAAUUUCUAUCUUAACUGCAUGCAGAAUGCACUCUUAAUUUCAAAUGUCUUAAUUUUUCUAGUAGUUUAAGCAGAGUAUUUGUAAAUGUGUAUUUGAAAGAUGAAGUGUUUCUUUCAUGUAUAUUUUUUUUCUGGUAGUGGUUAUGCGUAUCAUAAAGAGCAAACUGACCUUUGUAAAUAGAACAUCCUUUUACAUAAAUGAUUUUUUUUGAAAGUUCAUUCAGUGAUAUGUUAUUUUCUUUUAGAACUUGAGAUGUGGUGUUUCUCUGGACAGCUUAUUGCUCUCUCUCAUUAGAAAGUGUAACAGCAAAAUACUCUAGAGCAAUAAUGGUAGCAAAUUAUUUUUAUCCUAAAAUAGAAGCAGGAAAGGUCUCUGGUUUUGUUUGCUUAUCUGAAUCAGUUGUUCAGUUCGUAAUAGAUAGUUUACACCCCCCAUCUGGAGUUGCAGUUCCUAGACUGAAAGUCUGGAGUUGUGGCCUGCUUUUCUGAUCCUGUGAGCCUAUAUCAAAUCUUUCUCUCUUUGAAGUGCAGCAAGGCACAUACCAUGGACAUGCCUUAGUCUGAUGGAGAAAGAGCUGUGGAAUGGUGUUGAGGCAGGCAGUGACAGUGACUUCACAGGUCUGCUGGCAGUCCACUGUGAGAUGAGAGAGGUCUGGACAGGCAGCAGGAGCCCAGCACAGCUUGUGGGUGUGCCAGCUGUGGUAAUUUGCUCAGAGCCUGCACUCUUCCUUCCACACCUUGACUCCAGGUUACCCAGCAGGUCCCUCUGUACAUAGCCCUGCUGUGGGAGUUCACUGGAAUCACUCGUGAAGCAGGUGCUCCUCAGGAGCUGUGGUUUAGGAAUGCCUGAAGGAAGGACUCAAGGGGAGUUGACUGACAAAAACAUUAAGUGUACAGCAGUCAGAGUGGGGGGGAGAUCAUUAAAGAGUAAAUGGAAAACUGUG